UACUGAGAUAAAUAUUCAAAUUUUAUAUACGCAUUAGAUUAGAUAAUAGUUAAAUUUUUGGCUAUGUAAAAUUUGAAUGAGAUUAAAUAUGCGGUUCUAAGGAUUUUUUUUUUGUUUUUCAAACAAAUUUAAGAAGAAACGUCAGCCGCGUGAAGAUAGUCAAGUUACAAAUAUUCUGGCGAAAUUGUAUCCAUACUACCGAAUAAAGAUGGGUUUACAAAAGGAAGCUGAAAUGAAUGAAGAUGACAAAGGAUUGCAAGAGGAGUUGUUGAACUUGGUUAGCUUACUGACGGGCAAGGACGAGAAAGUAAUUUUGCCAUCUUUGGUACAAUUGAGAAUAUUUAUCCAAACCUCAACGACCUCAAUGACUUCCGUACCAAAGCCCUUGAAGUAUUUGCGAAAUUCCUAUGGAGUUUUGAAAACUGCCCAAGCUAGAUUGAAAUGCAAAGAGUCAAAGGCUCAAUUCGCUGACAUCCUAAGCGUCUUGGCGAUGGCUGGUGACACCUCAGGACUACGUGAAUGUCUUAAGUACUGUCUCCAAGGCACUAUGCAUAAGCCUGGUGAUUGGGGUCACGAAUACGUUAGACAAUUAGAAGCUGAAAUAACUGAGGAAUGGACCGAUACACCGAAUGAAGAAGAGGAUGAAAUGAAAGAAAAACUUUUACCACUGGUGAAAAGCAUAAUUGAAUUUGAUAUGCAACACAAUGCUGAAAUUCAAGCAUGUGAUUUAUGCAUGGAAAUUGAUCAGCUUGAUCUUUUGGAUGAUCAUUUGAAUGAUACAAAUUUUGGAAGAGUUUGUCUCUACUUAGGAAAUUGUGCAGGAUACAGCGAGGAGAUGGAACGACUUCACAUAUUAAAAAUUGUUACCAAUUAUUAUUUGAGAUUCAAUCAAUACACUCGGGCAAUGCUGGUAGCAUUGCAAAUUCCAGAUUCUGAAUCCGUGUACAAGUGUCUGAUCACUUGUCCUAAUUGUGCAACGAGGAAGCAGCUGGCAUUAUUAUUGGCCAGACAACAGGAUCGUCCUUUGCGAAAGGAAUAUCAUGGGGACGAUGCAAAAGAUAUUGAGACGAUACUGAGUAACAGCCAGGUGAACGGGCAUUUUCAAAUGUUGGCACGUGAAUUGGAUAUCCUUGAGCCAAAACAUCCGGAAGACAUUUAUAAAUCCUGGCUGGAAACUGGUGGGCCUAGAAUAUCCGAGAUUCAUGAUUCUGCAAGAGCCAACUUAGCUUCCAGCUACGUUUCCGGUUUUGUUCAUGCAGGCUUUGGUCUUGAUAAAUUAAUGGCAAAUACUGAGGAUUGUUGGGUUUACAAGAACAAGGAUCAUGGAAUGCUAGCUGCUACUGCGUCCUUGGGUUUAAUUCAUCUCUGGGAUGUGGACGGUGGAUUGGUUCCAAUAGACAAAUAUCUGUAUACGAGCGACGAUAUAGUGAAAUCUGGAGCGUUAUUGGCUAUGGGUUUGGUCAAUUGUGGAGUUAGAAAUGAAUGUGAUCCAGCCCUGGCUCUUCUUAGCGAAUAUGUUUUAUCUGACAGUCAAACUCUUAGAAUCGGUGCCAUUAUGGGAUUGGGAUUAGCUUAUGCCGGCUCAAGAAGAUCAGAUGUAUCUGAUCUUCUCACUGGAGCAUUAACAGAUCAGCGAAGUUCAAUGGAAAUUGUAUCUCUGGCCGCGAUUGCUCUAGGUUUAGUAAACGUAGGUUCAGCCAACUCGGAUGUGUCGCACGCAAUUUUACAAAAGCAGUUAGAAUUCACUCCGCAAGAGUGGUCUGUCACUUAUAGCAGAUUUAUACCACUGGCGUUGGGUCUGGUUUAUAUGGGUUGUCGUGACAUGAUAGCUACACCGUCGACUGCAUUGGAAGUCCUGCCAGAACCACAUAGAUUUGCUUCGCAAACUAUGCUGCAGAUAUGUGCAUAUGCUGGCACAGGUGAUGUACUGAUAAUCCAAGAAUUGUUAAGCAUUUGCUCAGAACCCGUAGAGGGUGAGAAUAGCUCAAGUAUUUUGGAAAAUACCCCAGUACCAAGUUCCUGUGAUCCAAAAAUACCAGAAUCCUUAUCAACGUCGACGCUCCAAGGAACGUCAACAGAUGCCAAUAAAGAAGCAAAGACCAAGUCGGCCUGUUCCUUGAAGAAUGAAGGAAUUUACAAGGACAUGGGUUUACCUCAAGCCAUAGCUUCACUUGGUGUCGGCGUUGUGGGUCUUGGAGAAGGAAAGGAGAAUGCACGAAUUUUUGGUCAAGUUGGCAGAUAUGGCUCAGCUGCAGCACGACGUGCUGUGCCUCUAGCGAUGGCUUUAAAUUCAUUGUCAGAUCCAGAACCAGCGUUGCUUGAUGUCCUCAAGAAGUAUAGUCAUGACAACGAUCCUGAGGUAGCUUACAAUGCAAUUUUUGCUCUUGGACUCGUGGGAGCUGGGACAAACAAUGCACGAUUGGCAACUAUGCUUAGACAAUUAGCAGCUUACCAUGCCAAGAAUCCAUCUCACCUGUUCCUGGUGCGGAUUUCACAGGGCUUGGUGCAUCUGGGAAAGGGUACACUGUCUCUUUCUCCAUUGCACUAUGCUUCAAAAGUUCUGGAUCAAACGGCUCUCGCAGGAUUAUUAGUGAUCAUGGUAGCUUGUCUUGAUUCGACAAAUUUGAUACUGGGAAAGUCACACUAUUUAAUGUAUUGCCUGACUGUAGCUAUGGAGCCCAGAUGGCUCGUGACGUUGGAUGAGAAUAUGAAGACUCUUCCUGUAUCUGUCCGGGUUGGUCAGGCAGUAGAUAUAAUUGGUAAAGCAGGUAGCCCAAAAUCUAUAGCAGGUGGACGUGUUCACACUACACCAGUUCUACUAGCUCACGGCGAAAGAGCUGAAUUGGUUUCAGAUCAAUAUCAGCCUUUGUCCAGUGUAUUAGAAGGAUUUGUUAUUCUGAAAGAAAAUUAAAUUUUACUAAGAGGUAAUCUAAGAAAUGACUGUGAAUUAAUU
Molecule: messenger RNA, 2953 nt
Organism: Cephus cinctus (wheat stem sawfly)
Lineage: Eukaryota; Metazoa; Arthropoda; Insecta; Hymenoptera; Cephidae
Product: 26S proteasome non-ATPase regulatory subunit 2
Exons: 15
Coding region: 209-2911 (900 amino acids)
Biological process (GO): proteasome-mediated ubiquitin-dependent protein catabolic process; regulation of protein catabolic process
Cellular component (GO): proteasome storage granule; proteasome regulatory particle, base subcomplex; proteasome complex
Molecular function (GO): enzyme regulator activity
Source: RefSeq, a predicted model, not a curated record